CACGCACAGCCGCAAACUUUUCAACAUUGUUGUCUUUACCACAUUUACAUAUAUUAAUAAUCGUCCUUCACGAUUGAAAGAUGUUUACAUAAAUGCAUGGUUUAUUUCAUCUGUUCUAUUUUCCUCUAUUUUCUUAUUCACGUGACCGGAAACUCGGACUUUUGCGGAACCUGUGCAAAUAUUUGCUCAAAUCUCAAAACAUUUCCCGGGAAAACGAAGCAAAACAAAUGAACCAAGCGAGGGAGAGACGAGUAAAGCUUUCUUAAGUAGGUUAGCGUGCUACUUUUGGUUGUUUUUGAUCGCGUGUAGUGAGUCGCCUAGGAUGGUAUGCAGCCUGAAGCGACAGAACCAGAGGAGGAUAGUGUUGGGGAGGAACCGCCUUCAAUGCUGUGGGGACUGGACCCAAUGUUUAACGCUUUCAACAGGCUCUAUGUCAAAGACAUCCUACAUAUGAGAGAGUCCUGUCAAGUGUCAGGGAUAUACUUCUACAACUCUCACCCGAUAUUCAAAGUUGAUGUGCUCGGGACUGUGGUGUACAAACGAGAGCGAGAAGACUUCUUCUGUUACGGAGUUGAUGAUGGUACUGGUGUUAUAAACAGCCUUUGCUGGAAAGAUGAACAGUGGAGGGAGCAAGGUGACCCUGCUACACGUAAGUGCAGAUAUUCUCAUUAUAGCUGUGUGUCAGCCCUGUUCGUGUUCACGGUUGGCUGUGUAUUAUCUUCAGUAUGGGCGAGGUCUUUCGGUAGCAGCGCUCGUGAAGACUUCAACCCAGCCAGCGAGCUGAAGAAACUACGGCAAGCCCAACACAGCAGCUCCCACCUGGAGAUAGGAGAACUGCUCAGGGUGCGAGGGCCCGUCAAGACCUCCAGACAACAGCGAGAGAUAAUGGCCUCUACAUACUAUAAAGUGUCAGACCCGGUGAUGGCGGUCCAGAUAUCCUGGAUGAUGGAGGUUCCUCAGCUCUACAGACAGUGCUAUGAUAAACCAUUCCAUCUGGACAGCUGUGCACAGAACAUUCAAGGUGGUUCUGCUUCCUACCUGCUUGGCAGAGCCACUCAUAUCCUGAAGGACUUCCUGAAAGAGAAAGAAGUCACCAGGUUCAGACCCUAUGAUGUCCAGGACCUUUUACAGCCUCUGGUCUCCAGACAACCUCAGAGGACGGCAUCAGAACAGGAGCCUGAGGCUAGUCCAUCAUCGGGUCCACCAACAUCUUUCAAACAGCUCAGGGAGCUACUCCAGAAGAGCCUUCAGAUCCUGCAGGACGAAGGCUUGGUGUUCCGCAAGGUCAAAUGUCAGGAUGAGGUCUACCAUGUAACGGAACGGGACAAGGAUCUUCUCAUGGCAGUCCGAGACAUUAUUCGGGAAGAUUGCAGACGAGAGAAAUAUGUGGAAAAGGGUUGCCACAUCCUGCACGUCCUGUCCAGUGUGAGACAGAGGUACAGUCGCAACGUGAGCAAGGCAGCCUUGGUGCUGGUCCUCAAAGCUCUGGAGUGUAAUAGUGACAUCAUCAGCACCAGCGACAGUCAUUACACUAUCCUCUGACGCUGACUUAGACAUUCUGGGGACAAGCUGUCUGAAAUGGGAGUGAAACGGGGAGGUACCAUCUGACCGUGUCCAAUAAGAAACGCAUGUUUUUGUUUUCCGUUGGGAAGAUAUAUAUAACAAGUGUGCCCUAAUAAAUAUGACCCGUAAUGCA
Messenger RNA from Oncorhynchus nerka (sockeye salmon), 1696 nucleotides. RefSeq names its product CST complex subunit STN1-like. Lineage: Eukaryota; Metazoa; Chordata; Actinopteri; Salmoniformes; Salmonidae. Gene Ontology annotation, biological process: telomere capping. The record is from RefSeq and is a predicted model, not a curated record. Gene Ontology annotation, molecular function: single-stranded telomeric DNA binding. The coding region runs from base 328 to 1542 and encodes 404 amino acids. Gene Ontology annotation, cellular component: CST complex. The transcript is spliced from 8 exons.